AUGGAAGGACUAGUGGAGCAUGGCACGGAUAAACUGGCAAACCACAAUCUCACAGCCCCUUACACACCUACUGGGCAUGUUCUGGAACAAAACGGUCGAUGGAUGGUGCUGGUGGAAAAAGUGAUUGAUGCAUUUUUACAAAUUUUUACAAAUGAGGAACAUGAAUGGAGAGGCAGGUUUGAUCCCUCAAACCCUAACUAUGUGAAGAAUCUAGUCGAUUAUCUGCCACCUGCUGUCCUGAAUAGUGAUUUUCAGUUUGUCGCCAAUUUCCUGGCUGUCUAUCCAGAGUACACUACCACUUGGGACUUGUUGGACCUCAUAAUGAAGCGGUACCCACGUUUUCAGCUUCAUAAUGAAUCUGAGGAGAAUCAAAACAUUGCCUACAUUUACUUCCUGUCAGAGUGGAUAGAAAAAUUUCCACAAGAUUUCACUGAGAAUCCAGAUAUGACCGUGGUGAACAAGCUGAUGGACUACCUGAACCUCAACACGCCCGGUUCAGAACUACUCAAGCAAUUCCAGUCUCUAUUCCCAGUGUUAAACGAAAAGAACAAUGACACCAGUGCCUCACAGGAACCGGCACGUGCUUUGGGGCUCCACGACACAGGAGAUGCCGAGCUCCAGGCACCCAAUGAUUCAUCUGGGAUGGCUGAAACACUGGAUGGAAGAACAGCAGGACUCCAGGAGGAGCUGGAACCAUCCAGUGAUCUUGUUGCAGGAACAUCGGCAGCAAGUACCCCAGCACUUCUCCUGAAGACCGUUGGUGUAGUGCAUCUUCUGCCUCCUUUGGCCCCCACUCCAUCUAUGCGUUUAGAAGCGCAAAAUCCUCAGAAGCGCCAUCAGUCUAUGACAGGAUUAUUUGAGCCAGAUCACCUCUGGUCACUUCCCAAAGUUGAUAUUUGA
Molecule: messenger RNA, 900 nt
Organism: Jaculus jaculus (lesser Egyptian jerboa)
Lineage: Eukaryota; Metazoa; Chordata; Mammalia; Rodentia; Dipodidae
Product: ral guanine nucleotide dissociation stimulator-like
Exons: 5
Coding region: 1-900 (299 amino acids)
Source: RefSeq, a predicted model, not a curated record